AGGAAAAGGUCUCAAGCGGAAAGUUCAUGAGUGCUUUUGUCAUCAAGCAGAUUUGGGACCUGGGUGACGCGGACAAAGAUGGCUACUUGGACAAAGAGGAAUUCAUUGUGGUCAUGCAUCUUGUGUACCGAGCCAUGGAGAAGGAGUCGGUGCCGCUUGCCCUGCCCCCAAGCCUUAUCCCACCCUCCAAAAGGAAAAAGGUGGCAGGCACAAUGCCCGGCGCCGUGGCUGUGCUGCCCUCCAGGUCUGCCUCCUUUGCUCUCAAGGACAGCACGAGAAGCGUCUCUCCCCUCCCCAGCGUCUCUCCCCUCGCCGUCUCUCCUUACGCCAGCCCGACGGCCACGCCAAUCUUAAAGCACACCUUUAAAGCCAGCAAACAGGUAUGCCGUCUACCUACAGUACAUGUGCACAUGCUGGCUAUACA
Messenger RNA from Hippocampus comes (tiger tail seahorse), 424 nucleotides. Its product is annotated as epidermal growth factor receptor substrate 15-like 1. Gene Ontology annotation, biological process: endocytosis; endosomal transport. Gene Ontology annotation, molecular function: protein binding; calcium ion binding. NCBI's taxonomy places the organism in Eukaryota, Metazoa, Chordata, Actinopteri, Syngnathiformes, Syngnathidae. The record is from RefSeq and is a predicted model, not a curated record. The transcript is spliced from 2 exons. The annotation marks the transcript as partial. Gene Ontology annotation, cellular component: cytoplasm; plasma membrane.